Microthlaspi erraticum is the source of this 576-nucleotide messenger RNA. NCBI's taxonomy places the organism in Eukaryota, Viridiplantae, Streptophyta, Magnoliopsida, Brassicales, Brassicaceae. The record is from the annotation of a GenBank genome assembly.
AUGGAGACAUCAGAAAACAAAGAGCUUUUCUUGGGUGGACCUUUAAAGGUUUUAAAAGAACAACAAGCCGAUGUACGACUGAAGUCACUGAGCAGUGAGAGGGACGUAGCUGCACAUAAGCUUAUUCUGUCUGCAAGAUCAGAGGUAUUUAAGAAGUUUUUACAACCAGACAUAUGCAAGGCUACGUCCACACUGGAGACAAUCACUAUCUCGGAGCUGACACACGAAGGAUUGCUGGCUUUCGUUGACUUCAUCUAUAGCGAUGGCUCUAAGCUUAAUGAGUUAGCGAAGUCACAUGUUAUGUCCAUCUAUCGUGUUGCCGAGAAAUAUAAGAUUCCGCAUCUAGGCGACCUAUGCAGAAAUGAGAUUAUAUCAUCUCUUAACUCUUGGAAUGCUCUUAAAUUUCUUGAGUUCGCCCAAGUCCCUUAUGACUACGCCCUCAGUAAUGCCGCCUUAGCUGCUAUCAAAAAUAAUAAAGUUACGAUUUCUAACUCGGCUGAGUUCAAGGAUUUCGUCGUCAAUCACCCAAAUCUUACCGUGGAGAUUGUGAAGGCUAUUUCGGCGAAGGAUAAGUAA